AUGCAGAGCCCAACUCCAACAGCCGAAAGGAGCCCGCAGGCCGCCAACAGCGGCAGCAAUGGCAACAGCAGCAACAGCAAUAGCAACAGCAGCAGCAACGGGGCGUGCAGCAAGCCCCUUUCUGUUUUUUCUGUCCACGGUUCAGCUCAACUCCCCUAUGCGACGUCGGGAGUUGAAUCCGGAAUGAGCAACACAGGCAAGAGAGGGCCCGAGGCUGCCCUUGAACUGAACACAGCAGAGACUACUGCAGGGGCCCCCUGGGACAUGGACAACUUAUUAGGUUUGAAGCGGGUGGGCCCCAAGGGUCCCUCACCUGGCAGUAGCAGCGCGCACCAAGCUGCAACCUCUGGUGCGGCUCAACCUGCCCAAGUUGUUGCAACCUCCGAAGCAUUGGGAUCCAAUGAGGUGGUCAUGGACACUUCCAAAGAGCUCCGUGCCUCUGCAGAUGCAACAGUGAGGUGUCUCUUCUCCGUUCUCGUUGUAGCAGUUCUGUUGAGAUGUUACGUACAAGUUGCUAGAGAGACUGUUCCUUCUUGGCUUGGCUUUGCUUUGGACUAG
Molecule: messenger RNA, 558 nt
Organism: Eimeria mitis
Lineage: Eukaryota; Apicomplexa; Conoidasida; Eucoccidiorida; Eimeriidae
Exons: 4
Coding region: 1-558 (185 amino acids)
Source: RefSeq, a predicted model, not a curated record